Messenger RNA from Ziziphus jujuba (common jujube), 1680 nucleotides. RefSeq names its product DNA polymerase delta small subunit. Gene Ontology annotation, cellular component: delta DNA polymerase complex. Gene Ontology annotation, biological process: DNA strand elongation involved in DNA replication; DNA replication. The record is from RefSeq and is a predicted model, not a curated record. Gene Ontology annotation, molecular function: DNA binding. The transcript has 14 exons. The coding region runs from base 132 to 1454 and encodes 440 amino acids. NCBI's taxonomy places the organism in Eukaryota, Viridiplantae, Streptophyta, Magnoliopsida, Rosales, Rhamnaceae.
UGUUGGCAAUGCUUUUCGAUUCUUUUUCUUUUGAAUAAUAUCUUUGGUAAAUGCUAUACAAAGAGCCCUACUGAGUAAGUGAGGAGCGCGAGGGAGCGUAAAGUUGCGGUCUUGGUUCUGUUUUCCCGCCAAUGGACGCCAUGGAAAUCGAUUCGGAGAAAUGCUUCCAGAGAAAGCAGUCCACCUACAAGUCGCUGGAUGAAACUUUUGAAAUUAAGGAGAAGUAUGGGGGUCAGCAAUACAGCCAUAUCUACUUUGCUCGUCUCCACAUGAUGAGGACUAUAAUCUAUUCCCUCGUUCCUAAUUGGAAACCCCAUAUACCAGUAUGCAAAAUUUUGGGAAUGGAAAAAGGCAAAGAAUGCAUCAUUGUUGGAACCCUGUACAAGCAUAUGAAACUCAAACCUUGUAUUCUUGAUGAAUACUCUAAGGAGAGAUCUGUCACACCACUUGUCAAGCCACAUAAUUUUAUACACUCGGAUGACUACCUCAUUUUGGAAGAUGAAAGUGGAAGAGUUCAUCUUGGUGGCAGUGUGCUUUCUCCUUCUAUUUAUGUGUCAGGGGUUGUGUUUGCUUUGCAUGGAAAGGAGACAGAUGCUGGUGACUUCUUAGUUCUAGAUUUUCUAGAAGCUGGCCUACCACCCCAGAUUGAAAAGCCCCUUAAAUCAAGAGAAGACAAGUAUGUAGUUCUUCUUUCAGGGUUAAACAUUGGGAGCAGCUCUUCUAAUCCUCUCCUGUUUCAGCUUCUUGUUGAUCACAUAACUGGACACUUGGGAGAUGAAAAGGAACAAGAGAUUGCAGCUCAAAUAGUUCACGUUGUAAUUGCUGGAAAUUCUGUUGAAAUUCCUCGUGGACUUCUAAAUGGACAGAAUCUGACUGCAAAGGAUCAAUCAAAGCUUUCUGAGCCUAUUAAAGAGCUGGAUAUAUUUUUAACUCAGAUUGCAGCAGGUUUACCUGUGGAUAUCAUGCCAGGUCCUAAUGACCCUGCAAAUUUUUGCUUACCACAGCAGGUUCUAUGUCCUUAUAAGUAUACGUGUUCAUCAGUUUACAACACAUUUAGAUCUUGUCCUAACCCCCAUUGCUUUGAGCUUGAUGAUAUCAGAUUUCUUGGAACAUCAGGUCAGAAUAUAGAUGAUCUUGAGAAGUACUCAGAGGCACCUGAUAAGAUUGAUUUUGUAGAGAGGACAUUAAAGUGGAGACAUCUGGCGCCCACAGCGCCUAAUACUCUUGGGUGUUAUCCUUUCACCGAUAGGGACCCUUUCCUGAUUGAGAGUUGUCCUCAUGUUUACUUUGUCGGUAAUCAGGCCACAUACGAUAGUCGCCUUUUAAAGGGAUCGGAAGGGCAGGCAGUGAGACUCAUUUGCAUUCCUAAAUUCAGCGAGACUGGAAUUGCCGUUGUGCUAAACAUGAGAAAUCUUGAAUGUCAUGCUCUCAGUUUCGAUACUCAGUUCAUGUAAUAAGAACAUGAUAACGAAGUUACGUAGUCCGAGUUUUCAAUUUUCCUGAAGCCAAACUCCAAGUGGUUACCAUCGGAAAAUUUGAGAUUGUAGAAUGUAAUCUAAGCGAUUUUUUUUUUCAGGGAUUUUCCCUUUUAUUUAUGAAUUUAUAUUCUUCCGAUGUGGCAGUGUUAGCAAAGAUGGUUAGUAUGUAUUCAGACUUUGAUAUAAAUUUUUCUUUCUUAUC